AACAGUAGCUGAUGUGCAAUUUGGGCCCAUGAGGAUUCAUCAGGAUCAACUUCAGGUACUUUUAGUGUUUACCAAAGAAGACAGCCAGUGUAACGGGUUCCGGAAGGCAUGCGAGAAGGCAGGGUUCAAGUGUACAGUGGCCAGGGAGCCGCGGGAUGCCCUCGACUGCUUCCUGGACAAGCUGCACGACAUUGUUGUCAUUGACCACAGAAACCCCCGGCACAUAGAUGCGGAGACCCUGUGCAAGUCGAUCAAGUCAUCAAAAUUCUCAGAAAACACAGUCAUUGUUGGUGUAGUUCGCAGGGCAGACAGAGAAGACUUGUCUGUGAUGUCCCUCAUCACUGCUGGCUUCACAAGGAGGUACAUAGAAAACCCCGCCGUCAUGGCCUGCUACAAUGAGCUGCGCCAGCUGGAGUUCGGGGAGGUGCGGUCCCAGCUGAAGCUCAGGGCCUGCAAUUCAGUGUUCACUGCAUUAGAGAAAAGUCAAGAAGCAAUUGAAAUUACCAGUGAAAACCACAUCAUCCAGUACGUAAAUCCUGCGUUUGAGAGAACAAUGGGCUACCAGUCAGGUGAACUGAUAGGGAAGGAGCUGGGCGAAGUGCCUAUAAACGAGAAAAAGGCAGACUUGCUGGACACGAUCAAUUCCUGCAUCAGAAUAGGCAAGGUGGCCGUGUCCCCAGAGAGUCACACGAGCGUCUCCAGGAGGAAAAGCUCUCUGGACAUCAGGGGUGUCGGCUCCCGGACCAACGAAGCGUCCAGCCAGCGGCGACACUCCUCCCUGGCCCGGAUCCACUCCAUGACCAUAGAGGCGCCCAUCACCAAGGUCAUCAACCUCAUCAACGCAGCCCAGGAGAGAAGCCCCGUGCCCGUGACGGAGGCCCUGGACCGCGUGCUGGAGAUCCUGAGGACCACCGAGCUGUACUCGCCGCAGUUCCGCGCCAAGGACGAUGACCCGCACGCCGCGGACCUGGUCGGGGGCCUGCUGUCUGACAGCCUGCGAAGAUUACCAGGGAAUAACUACAUUCUUGGAACAAAAAUCCUUCACCAGAGCCCCUCGGCGGCUGCCUCCACCGCCGCCCUGCAAGACCUCCCAUCACGGAUCGCGCAGGCCGUGGAAGGUGAAGAGCACUGGGACUUCGACAUCUUCCAACUGGAGGCCGUCACGUACAAUCGGCCGCUGACUUACCUUGCUCUCAAAACCUACGCUCGCUUCAGAAUCUGCGACUUCCUGAACUGCCCGGAGGCCACCCUGAGAGCCUGGCUAGAGGUCAUUGAGGCCAACUACCACGCGGACAACCCCUACCACAACUCCACGCAUGCAGCCGACGUGCUGCAGGCCACGGCCUACUUCCUCUCCAGGGAGAGGGUGAAGGAGGCUCUGGACCCCGUGGAUGAGGUGGCUGCGCUCAUCGCAGCCACCAUCCACGAUGUGGACCACCCCGGGAGAACCAAUGCGUUCCUGUGCAACUCUGGGAGCGAGCUGGCCAUCCUGUACAAUGACAUCGCCGUGCUGGAGAGCCACCACGCCGCCCUGGCCUUCCAGCUCACCGUGGGCAGCGACAAGCACAACAUCUUCAAAAACAUGGAGAGGAAUGAGUACCGCGUGUUGCGCCAGGGCAUCGUGGACAUGGUCCUUGCCACAGAGAUGACAAAGCACUUUGAACACGUCAAUAGAUUUGUCACCAGUGUCACCAAGCCCUUGGCAUCACUGGAGAAUGAGGAGACGGGUAAGGACCAGGAAGCUGUAAGCUCCAUGCUCAGGAUGCCGGAGAACCGCAUGCUCAUCAAGCGCAUGAUGAUCAAGUGCGCGGACGUGUCCAACCCCUGCCGUGCCCUGGAGCUGUGCAUCGAGUGGGCCGCGCGCAUCUCCGAAGAGUACUUCUCCCAGACAGAUGAGGAGAAGCGGCGGCACCUGCCGGUGGUCAUGCCCGCCUUCGACCGCAGCACCUGCAGCAUCCCCAAGUCCCAGAUCUCCUUCAUCGACUACUUCAUCACCGAGAUGUUCGACGCUUGGGAUGCCUUCGUGGACCUGCCUAACCUCAUGCAGCACCUGGACGACAACUUCAAGUACUGGAAGGGACUGGACGAGAUGAAGCUGCGGAGCCUGCGGCCACCCACAGCCCCCGGGGACUCCUGAGCCUCCCCGCAGCCCCUCCCCCAGGCCCCCACCCACGCCGUGGGGGGCCUCCGCAGCCCGCGGCCCUGCCCAGGCUCUACAUGGGUUCAGGAAGGCACCUCUUCCCAAACAAGCAGCACACAUCCAAACUGAACAUUAAUAUCACUUAUGAAAGUUAAUUUAUUACUAGUAUUUCUAUGAAUCUAAAAAUAACUUUAAACCCAGUGUCAGCUGCCAUGACCAAGCCACCAGACUGCGACCUUCAAACGCGUGCUGCACGGGCCUGGGUAGGAAGCCCAGGAGGCGGGGUUUUGGCUGGUCUUGUUCUAGGGCCAACCAAGCAUCAGGACCCUGCAAUUUCCUGCUUUAAUUGAACUUCAAAGCCUGCCUUAUUUUAUAAACGCAAGGAGCAAACUUAAUGGAGUGACGGCUCGUAGCCACGUUUCCAUCUGUGUGAUCUGAUUGCAGAUGUUACAGAAGUUCUGUAUUAUCACAAUUUGUUUUUAUUUUAAACUUGUAUUUUUCUAGAUAAAAAUAAAACUUAAAUAACUUUUGCCAUUUCUCUAGA
Messenger RNA from Dipodomys ordii (Ord's kangaroo rat), 2684 nucleotides. RefSeq names its product phosphodiesterase 8A (gene Pde8a). The record is from RefSeq and is a predicted model, not a curated record. The coding region runs from base 29 to 2137 and encodes 702 amino acids. NCBI's taxonomy places the organism in Eukaryota, Metazoa, Chordata, Mammalia, Rodentia, Heteromyidae. Gene Ontology annotation, biological process: cellular response to epidermal growth factor stimulus; signal transduction; positive regulation of ERK1 and ERK2 cascade. The transcript is spliced from 18 exons. Gene Ontology annotation, molecular function: 3',5'-cyclic-AMP phosphodiesterase activity.